AUGCAGUUCUCAUUCGCUGUCGUCUCUGCCCUCGUGGGCAUCGCCAUUGCGACCCCGCAAGGUGUCACGGAUACCCUGACACCUACCGGUGUCGCCCCGGCCGGCUGCACCGGUAGCUUCGACGGAAGUUUUGAGAUUACCGUAGCCGACAUCACCGAGAAGCGUAGCGUCUCGGCACCGCAGAAACGCGCCGAGUGCGGUGGCGACGGCGUGCUUGUCUUGACCCUGAAGGAUGGCGUUACGCACGACGCCAAAGAUCGAACCGGCUAUAUUGCCUCGAACUUUCAAUUCCAGUUCGACCGCCCCCCUCAGGCUGGUGCCAUCAUCACUGGCGGAUUCUCUGUGUGCGAGAACAACAUUCUAGCUCUCGGAGAUUCCCAAAUCUUUUACCGCUGCCUCUCAGGCAACUUUUUCAAUCUCUAUGACCGUAACUGGGCUGAGCAAUGCGAGCCCGUAUCCAUCAUCGCUGUGCCUUGCGGUUCAGCCGAUCCCGCCUCGCAGAUCCCAGAUGGCCAAGUCGUCGGUACUAGCGUCGUUCAGACCACAAUCGUUACCGUGUUGCCCGACGGCCAGCCCCAGGUAGUGACGACCUCGGUGCCUGUCCCUAUCUGCCAGAUCGGCGACGGCCAGGUGCAGGUUGUGACCACGCCUUGCGCUUCUGUGACUCCCAUCCCGACCAGCACGUACGUGCCCGUAAGCGAGUACACGGACGGCCAGAUUCAGGUCACACCCCCGGGAACCGCUCCGGUGCCCCCAGCAGCCACGACCGGUGCCCCCCCUGCAUCGCCAGCUCCGUCGGAGCCAGCUGCUUCGGCAUCAAUUUCGGCAUCAACCUUGACGCCCGGCACUUCCGUCUCAAGCCCGUCUGCAGGCGUCAUCUCAAGCGCUAGCGUUCCGGAAAGCUCGCCGAGUGCCACGACGCCACCGACUGAGGCUUCAGCCCCGCCCCAGAGCGGAUCGUCACGCAUGCCUGCCGUAUCUAUCGGCGCGUUGAUGUGUACCGCCCUGAUUGCCUUCUUCUUCUUGUAA
Durotheca rogersii is the source of this 1029-nucleotide messenger RNA. RefSeq lists its product as uncharacterized. Gene Ontology annotation, molecular function: structural constituent of cell wall. NCBI's taxonomy places the organism in Eukaryota, Fungi, Ascomycota, Sordariomycetes, Xylariales, Xylariaceae. Bases 1 to 1029 code for a protein of 342 amino acids. The transcript is spliced from 2 exons. Gene Ontology annotation, cellular component: fungal-type cell wall. The record is from RefSeq and is a predicted model, not a curated record. Gene Ontology annotation, biological process: fungal-type cell wall organization.